GACUUUUCAUUCGAUUUUGGACUGUCUAGGCGCCCACCUAUGAUAGUAUUUCUAGUUUUCAAAGUCUUCAGUACACAAAAUUUUUGGUCAUUUUUUGGUGUUGAAAAUUUAUGUAACCACAUAGUUUUGGCUUAUUAAAUUUUUAGUACGGAAUCAAAAUUAUCAGUUUUUGUCCCUUCGAGGACACCGUUUUUGGCAAUAUGAAUACUUUCAAGGUCGGCCGACUGGGUGCGACAUACUGCUGGCGAAUCGGCAGCCUAAACCGUCAUGUCGUGCCUUCGUCCCGUCUCUUCCGUUGUCUGCAGAAGCGGCAUUACACCAAACGCUAUACCUUCGAUGAUUUGACCCAGUCUCGUAUGGAAGCAAUCUACAAUUCGCCGAGCAAUAUUAAGCCUCCGCGCGAGAGUCCCUGGCGGGAUAGCCAGGCGACCGACUUGAAUGAUAUCGGAUAUGAGUCCCAUUGCAAUGAUCGCUUGUACAUGGCAAAGAACUUAUACCGUCAUUCCAAACAGGCGUAUGAGCAAAAGCGACACGAGCGGCGCUUGGAGGCCCAGAAGAGGUUCCAAAAGCAUUUCAAUAGCGAUCAGGAAAAAAUAGAGAGCCGGAAGCUCAGCAUUAUGCAGAAUCCUGCCGAUCAUCAGAAGCGGCAGACGGAAAUUAUCGAGAUGAAUCGCCGACGAUGGCAGAGUCGGCCGGAAGCAAAAAGGGAAAUCAAUACUUCGGGCAUCACAUACCGUCCCGAAUUCCAGAAACAGCUAACGAGUACGGAAUAUUCUGAAUUCCAGAGGCGCCUGAAGAAUCUCUUGGGAAGGCAUAACGAAGCGGAAGAAGAGGACUUUCGCGUGAAAAGUCCCAGGGCGGAAGCAGAAGAAGAGGACUUUCGGGUGAAAAGUCCCAGGGCGGAAGCGGAAGAAGAGGACUUUCGCGUGAAAAGUCCCAGGGCGGAAGCGGAAGAAGAGGAUUGGCGUAUGGGAGGUCCGUCCCAAUACUCUGCUCUUCAGAGGCGUCUCAGGACGCUAAUGGAGGCUGAAAAAAACCCGGAAGAGGACUGGAGGGUGAAAAGUCCCAGGGCGGAAGCGGAAGAAGAGGACUGGCGAGCAAAAAGCCCGAGGGCAGAAGGGGACGUGGACUGUCCACCAAAAAGCCGGAGGCCAGAAGGGGACGUGGACUGUCCACCAAAAAGCCCGAGGGCAGAAGGGGACGUGGAUUGUCCACCAAAAAGCCUGAGGCCACAAGAGUACUGGCGGAUAAGAAGUCGGAGGCCGGAAGCGGAAGAAGAGGACUGGCGAGUGAAAACGAGGGGAGAAGCGGAAGACUUGUUCUGGAAGCUUAAAAGCCAGAGGCCAGAAGCGGAAGAAGAGGACUGGCGAGUAAAAAGCCCGAGGGCAGAAGGGGACGUGGACUGUCCACCAAAAAGCCUGAGGCCACAAGAGUACUGGCGGGUAAGAAGUCGGAGGCCGGAAGCAGAAGAAGAAGACUUUCGGAUAAAAAGCUGGAGGCCAGAAGCUGAAGAAGAGGACUGGCGGCAAAUGAGAAGCCGGCCUACGGGUUCCAGCCUCCAGAGACGCCUCAUGGAGCUCAUGGAGGCUGAAAAGAAACCAGAAGCCGAAGAGGAGGACUUGCGCGUACAGAACCCCAAGGCGGAAGGCGAAGGAAAAAACCCUAGGCCCGAAGCGGAAACGAAAGCGGAAGCGGAAGAUAGGGCGUGGAAGGCUAGAAACCUUUCGUUGGUCUUCGAUCCAAAUCAACCCUCCAAGUCCGGGCAGAAGAAACGCGAUCAGGAUGUGGAAUCGCAGUACUGGCACUCCUGGCACACCUGUCCCGACAACCAGGAGGCGGAGACCACCGUGCAGCUGAAGCCCCAUCAGCGCCGCAAAAAAAUUACGAUCCAUCCGCCAUCCUAUACACGCGGCGGCCAGAGGCGUAGCUACCACCAGGCAGCCCUUUAUCCGCAACCCAUUGAGGCACAGCCCGAGCCGCUGUCCAACGCUCCUCUGAUGCCGAAGCCGCUCCGUGCCAUCCCCAAAAAGGAGAAGAAAUCGAAGCCCAAGCGCAAACGUGAGCGCAAGCCAGUAAUGCCGCCACGCUUCAAGAUGACCAUCAAGACUCGCCUGGCGGUUACACGCAGACCCACGCCCGAGCCCAGCACCUUGCGGCGUCUCAACAUACCAUCAGAGGUGGCAGGACCUAGUUUUCAUAUGGCCAAUCUUCCUAACUCUUUCUUGAACGGCUGCCUUGCAGGCUAAGAACCUUUUUGGAAACUGAAAAUUGGGAGUUGAAGUUUGUUUUAAAUUAAUAUCAACCGGGCUUGGUGAAUUAACGUUAUACCAACAUGUACCUUUUUUUUUUAAGACAAAUUCAAUUAAACAAGAUUUACUAAACAAUGA
Molecule: messenger RNA, 2387 nt
Organism: Drosophila kikkawai
Lineage: Eukaryota; Metazoa; Arthropoda; Insecta; Diptera; Drosophilidae
Product: trichohyalin
Source: RefSeq, a predicted model, not a curated record